AUGGCCUCGCAGAUUUGGGUCUCUCGUUUUGGCAGGGGUGCUGGUUUCAGACGAACCGAUAGCCAGAAUUACACUGCCAGUGGACCGCUCCAGAAAUCGGGAUUUCGCUGCAGGUUUGCUCUCACACAGGCAACAGAAUGCGGCGGCUAUGUUAUGCAGCACAAACAGCAGAUCCUGCACCCAGCACAGCGCGCAGUAGCUCGGAAGCGACCUGCAGAAGCACUCCGUGGGGGACAGCAUGUGUUUGGCUGGAUGAGUUUGGCUGGAUGA
Molecule: messenger RNA, 270 nt
Organism: Sporothrix schenckii 1099-18
Lineage: Eukaryota; Fungi; Ascomycota; Sordariomycetes; Ophiostomatales; Ophiostomataceae
Exons: 1
Coding region: 1-270 (89 amino acids)
Source: RefSeq, a predicted model, not a curated record